Corylus avellana is the source of this 777-nucleotide messenger RNA. The record is from RefSeq and is a predicted model, not a curated record. Lineage: Eukaryota; Viridiplantae; Streptophyta; Magnoliopsida; Fagales; Betulaceae.
AUGGCAAGUGAGGACCAAGUGCGCUCCCAAUGCUGCUUCCUGGAAUGGAUGAAUCUCCAAGAGCAGGAGCUGGCAGAGCUCCACCAAGCCCUAAACAUACACGCCGCCACCAACAGCAAGGAAAACAUUAAUCUAACCCAACUCGCAGAAAACUGCAUCAAACACUUCCAAGACUACGCUGACAAGCGCACCCAACUAGCCCGCCACGACGUUUCUGCCUUCUUCGCCCCUGCCUGGUGCACCAACUUCGAAAACUCCCUCCUUUGGGUCGCCGGUUGCAGACCUUCCCAAUAUAUCCGCCUCGUUUAUACGCUGCACGGGUUGGAGAUCGAGGCUCAGCUUAUUCAGUUCCUUGAGGGAAUAGGUGAUAUCAAGAAUCUUGGUGAGCUCUCUUCAAAACAAAUACACGAAAUCAACAGCUUGCAGGGAAAGACGAUAAGGGCGGAGGAAAAGGUGACGACGAGGAUGGCGAUCUUGCAGGAGGACGCGGCGGACAAUCCGAUUGUGGUGAUAGUGAUGAAGGAGUUGAGGGAGGUGGGGGAGAUGAAUGGGAAAGUGGAGAGAGCUCUGGAUAAACACGAGCAAGACAUGGUGGGUGUUUUGGAGGAGGCGGAUAGGCUGAGGCUUACCACUCUCAAGGAGCUUCUAGCCAUAUUAACGCCGAGGCAGGCGAUGGGGUUUCUGGCGGCGAGUAAGCAGCUUCACCUUUGCGUGCAUGAGUGGGGAAAAAUGAGGGAUUUCAGGCAUGGUAGAGGAAACCAUAACAAUUUAUCUUAA